This is a messenger RNA of Centruroides sculpturatus (bark scorpion), 1861 nucleotides long. Its product is annotated as ADP-ribosylation factor 6. NCBI's taxonomy places the organism in Eukaryota, Metazoa, Arthropoda, Arachnida, Scorpiones, Buthidae. Gene Ontology annotation, molecular function: GTPase activity; GTP binding. The transcript has 6 exons. Gene Ontology annotation, cellular component: cytoplasm. Gene Ontology annotation, biological process: vesicle-mediated transport; intracellular protein transport. The record is from RefSeq and is a predicted model, not a curated record. Bases 193 to 720 code for a protein of 175 amino acids.
UGUUAUGACAACGAGGUGAUUGAAAGGAAGAAGGAAUGGAAGAAAUACGUUAAGGUUGGGUGUGUACCGGAAAGUUGAAAAAAAAACUUAUAAAGAAAGGAGUACAAAGCGGAAUAAGUUGUUCUAAAUGCAUGAGUAAUUAGUUUUAUUUUUGCUAUUAGAUCUGCUAAAUUAUCAUAGCUGUCUGAUGAGAUGGGGAAGUUGUUAUCCAAGAUAUUUGGAAAUAAGGAGAUGAGAAUUUUAAUGUUAGGACUUGAUGCAGCUGGAAAGACUACAAUUCUUUAUAAAUUAAAAUUAGGUCAAUCAGUAACAACCAUUCCAACAGUAGGAUUUAAUGUAGAAACUGUAACUUAUAAAAAUGUAAAGUUUAAUGUUUGGGAUGUAGGUGGCCAAGAUAAAAUCAGACCAUUAUGGAGGCAUUAUUACACAGGAACUCAAGGAUUAAUAUUUGUCGUUGACUGUGCAGACAGAGACAGGAUUGAUGAAGCCAGACAAGAAUUGCAUAGGAUAAUUAAUGAUAGAGAGAUGAGAGAUGCUAUAAUAUUGGUAUUUGCUAAUAAACAAGAUCUACCAGAUGCAAUGAAGCCUCAUGAAAUUCAAGAAAAGUUAGGACUCACUCGAAUAAGGGAUCGUAACUGGUAUGUUCAGCCGUCUUGUGCAACCACUGGAGAUGGCCUAUACGAAGGACUAACAUGGUUAACAUCCAAUCACAAGUCCUGAAGACAAUCUGACAUUAUGUUACAUAUUCACCAUGUGAAUCUUGUUUUUCCCUUAGUCCCAAUUCCUUGUUUUUUCACAGCUUCAUCUUAUCAUUCAUACAAUAUGUAUUUCGAACCAUUCGGGUUCACCGUCUUCCCGCUUUCCAGAAGGCACGUGGCUUUGCCGGGGUGGAAGAGUCGUCUUCGUCCGGGUCGAUGCGGAGCGGCGGGCGAACGGAACAUUACCUCAGAGGAUCGCACGCGCCCGCCGUCGACAUCAUUCUGUAUAUAGUACGUCGGUAUUUGUCCACCAGGAAAAUAACAAAGUAUGACGGAUCACAUCUAAUUCUAAGUAACGAAUACUAGCUGUGGUCUGCAUGUUGUAUGUAUGAAUUUAUGCAUACAUGAUUCCAUUUAAUUGUCACUCAUCUUGACCAAGUUAUAUUUCGUUUUGUUAAAAAGAAGUCUUAUUAUGUUUUAUUUUUUGAAUUUGUUUAUUUAAGUCUACCCCGAUAGCCAAGAUAAACAUUUAGAACCAAUUUAGAAACUCCGUGGCAGCUUGUGUUGUCGCCGUUUUUCUUCGGCAUCUAGUUGACUUUCGAACACAAGUACAUAAUAUGAAACAGCAAGUGAUAUCCAGGAAAAAAACUGGACCAAUUAGUAAGACUUUAGUUGACAGUUGAUAAAUAUAAAUAAUCUAAUUAGAAGCAACACAUAUGUCUAGUGCGCUUGCAAUAUAAAUUGGUCAUUUUUAUCUGGCUGUAGCUGUGCAAUAUAUCAUUUUGGUAAACCAAAUAAGUUUUGAUGCUUCAAAAUGUUUAUUUAUAUAUAUAUAAAUAUAAUAUACAUAAAUAUAUAUUAAUGGGUACUUUACCUCUAUUGUUGACUCUUCACAAAUGCGUUUUAGUUCCAAAUACUGAAUGUGAUAACAGCACUAAUAAUGAUAAAUGUUCUUUCCUACGUCCACCUUUGUUACUCCAUUUCUUUAUAACACUCUAGCCAGAAAAUUUUCUUGAUGUGAUGGAUCAAAAAAAUUUUGUUUAUGAAAAAACAUUAUUUGAUGGUUGUUAGCAAAGACUAUUGAUAACUUACAGUAAUUAUUAUUGGUUGGGAAACUUUGUAUAGCUGUCGAUAAAAACGUUAAUUAAAAAAAACUGGAAAUA